Messenger RNA from Nylanderia fulva, 1086 nucleotides. RefSeq names its product ras-related protein Rab-30. Gene Ontology annotation, molecular function: GTPase activity; GTP binding. NCBI's taxonomy places the organism in Eukaryota, Metazoa, Arthropoda, Insecta, Hymenoptera, Formicidae. The record is from RefSeq and is a predicted model, not a curated record.
AGAAGGGGGCCGACUGACGGAACCAGAUGGAACUUUCGCGCCGCGCGCGCGCGCAUCCUCGUCCGAGGGAAAACGGGAAACUCUUCAGUGAGGAGGAAUCGUGUGCAGCGGCAAGCGCGACCGACGAUGCCGAGGUAGUCGUUUUCUCCCCGAGGGUCCCUCCCCGUCCCUCCUCUCCUUCGGCCGCGAAACCGAAAAGGAGAGCACGCGUUUACGACAUUACGUGCGCAGCCGCGAUCUGUCAACUGCGAUCUGUCAACCGGUGAACGCCUGCUGAAAGUUCUGUUGUGCCUGAAAAAAAAUCUCUCUCUGUGUGUCUCUCUCUCGUCCGAACCGAUGUGUCGUCCUCGUUGAAUAGGAGGAAAAACGCGAACCCGCGUUCGUCGGCGGAUCCUGACUUCCUGGUGCUGAUGCGAACAUGGAGGACUACAAGUUUCUCUUCAAGGUCGUGCUCGUGGGCAACGCCGGCGUGGGCAAGACUUGCCUAGUGCGACGAUUCACUCAGGGUUUAUUUCCACCUGGACAAGGUGCGACAAUUGGAGUCGAUUUUAUGAUUAAGACCGUUGAAGUAGAAAAUGAAAAAGUCAAGUUGCAAAUUUGGGAUACUGCAGGUCAGGAAAGAUUUCGUUCUAUUACUCAAAGUUAUUAUAGAUCAGCACAUGCAUUGAUAUUAGUUUAUGAUAUUUCUUGUCAACCAACAUUUGAUUGUUUACCCGAUUGGUUAAGAGAAAUUGAAGAAUAUGCAAGUAAUAAAGUUCUUAGGAUAUUAGUAGGAAAUAAAAUUGAUCGAGAAGAUAGAGAAAUACCAACACAUGUGGGUGAAGAUUUUGCCCAAAGACACGGAAUGUACUUUUUAGAAACGUCUGCCAAAGAGGCAGAAAAUGUAGAGAGAUUAUUUAUGGAAAUAGCAGCUGAACUUAUGGAACAAGCACGCUGUAAGGAAUUACCUCGAUAUGAAACGAAUACAACUUCAAUAAAUGGUAAAACGACAUCAAUUGGUGAUAGUAGUAAUUGCGGUUGUAGUAGACUUUCUUAAGUAAUUUUUGUAUGUAAUAUUAAGCACAAUUUCAGGUAUUUUUAGUUUUA